Salvia splendens (bonfire salvia) is the source of this 1267-nucleotide messenger RNA. RefSeq lists its product as uncharacterized. The coding region runs from base 128 to 1267 and encodes 379 amino acids. The record is from RefSeq and is a predicted model, not a curated record. Lineage: Eukaryota; Viridiplantae; Streptophyta; Magnoliopsida; Lamiales; Lamiaceae. The transcript has 2 exons.
CUAAACCCUCUCUCCAUUUCUCUCACUCUACAGAAGCUACAUCAUAUAGUCACAGCUAAUCUGUACGUAUCGCUUCGGCUACAUUUCUCUCCGCACACUUCAGCUGCGCCAUUGGAAAUCGUGAAAAAUGUCGAUUGAGGUUGGAGAAAUGAGCGGAGAAGGUGAAGAUGAACUGAUUGAUCUGAACAAAGAGCCGCCAGUUGAGAGGAAAAGGAAAAUGAGUGAUAAGAGUAAUCCGGAUCAUAAGGUGGCUGAUGGUCUACCGAAAAAUGGUUGGGUUUUGAGGUCAAGAACAGUUGCCAUGAGCGAUGGUGAAAAACAAGUGAUUAAGAUGGAAAUAGUUAAGAUGGAGGACAAGGAGAGAACACAAGUGCCGGAGAUGGCGUGUGUGGAUAAAAGAAAGGUGACAGUUGUGAAGAAAAAUGGUAAAAAGACGGGUAGACGGGGCAGACCUUCUAAAACAGAGGGUAGAGAUGAGGUUUCCUCGUUAAGUAAGCAGAAGAAGAGGCUUGGGACAGGGAGAUUCCCCAAAGAGAAAGGUGUAAAAGGUGCUUUGCCUUCAGAUAAUCCAGAGAUGGCUAGGCGCGGGAGGCCUCCGAAAGUAGAAAGUGAAUGUCUGGGCUCCUCAUUCGAUAAGAAGCAUUUGCAACAGGAGAAGGUUGGUAAUAGUAAUACCGGGAACGGGAAGGGUAGAGGUAGAGGAAGGCCAAGUGGUGCGCAAAAGGGUAAAAGGUCUCUAAAGGUUGAGAAUGAGGAUGUAGGGUUGGAAGUCAAGAAGAAAAUUGUCAAGAGAGGUAGAGACCAUAAAGAACCUGGAGUUAGGAUUCAGUCAAAGAGGAUAAAGAUUGGUAUGAGUAAUAUGGGGAAUGGUUUUGUGCAGCAGAAAAAGAAAAAAGUGACAAAAGAAGGUGAUGAAGGUAAGGAAACAGGGUUACGGUAUCAAAAGCAAUUAAUUAGAGAUCAAAUAGUUGCUAUGCUUCAGAAGGCUGGAUGGUCUGUUGAAUACAGGCAGAGACUUACCAGAGACUACCAUGAUGCAGUCUAUGUUGACCGGGAUGGAAGAACUCACUGGUCAGUGACAAAGGCUUACAAAAAGCUUGAGGAGAAGAUUGAUAAGGGAACUGCAGAUGAUACUGAUGUUUUGGCAUUUACUCCUAUCCCAGAAGAGACACUUAGGAUACUGUUCAGAAUGACUGAGCCAGGCAAGAAAAAAGGUAACAAAAAAAUGAUGAAUGCCACAGGAAGGACUAUCAAUAGAGCUUGCUAA